Molecule: messenger RNA, 3205 nt
Organism: Marmota monax (woodchuck)
Lineage: Eukaryota; Metazoa; Chordata; Mammalia; Rodentia; Sciuridae
Gene: Spats2
Product: spermatogenesis associated serine rich 2
Exons: 14
Coding region: 601-2232 (543 amino acids)
Cellular component (GO): cytoplasm
Molecular function (GO): protein binding
Source: RefSeq, a predicted model, not a curated record
GGCUCCGGGGCGGGGCGAGCAGCUCGAGCCCGGUUGAGGGUCGGUGUGGAUCGCUGGCACUCCGGCCCCCAGCCGCGCUGCGAUUCCCGGCCCGCCGCCGGGGUGUCCAAGGAAGCCGGGAAGGCGGCGGUGGAGGCGGGGCGGCUUCGGGCCCUGCGAGAGCUGGGGGAGGAGCGUGGCGGUGACGGCGGCGGCUCCAGAAUAGAAGGAGGCAGAAGAUCUCCUUUCCUCUUCUCAGACCCGGGAGCGUCCGGGACUCAGAGCCCGGAACUGGGGGGGACGCGGCGACUGCUGGGCCCGGGCUAGAACAAGCACUCUUACCAUGGAGCUUUAUCUCCAGCCCACCAUUUAAUCUCUCUGGAAAAAGAGCCAUGACUAUCUGCAAUGAUACUUCCUGACAAGAAGUUGAUACAACCGAAGGAAAGGCGAUUAACAGCUAGUGAACAGAAUUUCAUACAACCAAGAUUUUUGUGUUUAUCGCUUCUAACUCUAGUCUUCUGUUGCCCACUCUAAAAUCAGAGAUAAUCUCAGAGCCUGGAAAAGGCAAAAAAAAAAAAAAAAUACUUUUCAUCUGUAGUUUUUGAAAUCAAAGAAACUGCAAUGUCUAGGAAACAAAGCCAGAAGGAUUCAUCAGGAUUCAUUUUUGAUUUACAGUCUAACACUGUACUAGCCCAGGGAGGUACUUUUGAAAACAUGAAAGAGAAGAUAAAUGCAGUGCGUGCAAUAGUUCCCAAUAAGAGCAACAAUGAAAUCAUCCUGGUUUUGCAGCACUUUGAUAAUUGUGUGGACAAAACCGUACAAGCAUUCAUGGAAGGUAGUGCCAGUGAAGUACUCAAAGAAUGGACAGUAACAGGCAAGAAAAAGAACAAAAAGAAGAAAAGCAAACCAAAACCUACAGCAGAAGCAAGUAACAGUAUCCCAGAUUCCAGUAAAUUGGUUUCCAUUCAAGAGGAGCAGUCUGUGCCUUCCUCAGGAAAAGGUGGCAUUAAUGGUUACCAUGUCAAUGGUGCCAUCAAUGAUGCAUUGUCUGUGGACUCACUCAGUGAAGGUUUGGAGACACUUUCAGUAGAUGCCAGAGAACUAGAAGAUCCAGAGUCUGGCUCGCCAGAUACGCUGGAUAGAACAGGAUCUGUACUGGAGAAUGGUGUCUCUGACUUUGAGCCCAGGUCUUCGGCUGUACACCCUAUUCAGAAUGCCCAACAUUCCAAGAAUGCUACCAAAUCUCUCUCAAGAUCCACCAAAGGACCUCAGUUUUCCAGUCUGGGAAUGGAGGACGUUCCACUCUCCUCCACCAAUAAAAAGCUUGGUUCCAAUAUUGAAAAAUCUGUAAAAGACCUCCAGCGCUGCACAGUAUCUCUUGCACGGUAUCGAGUUGUAGUUAAAGAAGAAAUGGAUGCUUCCAUUAAGAAAAUGAAACAAGCUUUUGCUGAAUUGCAGAGCUGUUUAAUGGAUCGAGAAGUGGCAUUGCUUGCUGAAAUGGACAAAGUGAAAGCUGAAGCAAUGGAAAUUUUGCUUAGCCGACAAAAGAAAGCUGAACUUCUAAAGAAGAUGACUGAUGUGGCUGUGCGAAUGUCAGAGGAGCAAUUGGUCGAGCUCAGAGCUGAUAUCAAACACUUUGUUAGUGAACGUAAAUAUGACGAGGAUCUGGGACGAGUAGCCCGAUUCACCUGUGAUGUAGAGACUUUAAAGAAGAGCAUUGAUUCCUUUGGACAAGUGUCCCAUCCAAAGAAUAGCUACUCAAACAGAUCACGAUGUAGCUCAGUUAUAGCUGUGUCCUUGAGUGGCCCAAGUGAUGCCUCUGCUGCUUCCUCUUCCACCUGUGCCUCUGUUCCCAGCCUUACAGGUGCUAACAAGAGAAAUUCGGCACCAGGAGAGACUCCUACAGCCAACAGCAGCCGACCCUACCAGCCUCAUCGGGAGGUGUUGCCGGGGAACAGACGAGGAGGACAGGGAUUCAGGCCUCAAGGCCAAAAGUCCAGUGACCCCACGAGCCAAGGGCGACAUGACAGUAUGGGUCGUUACAGAAAUAGCUCCUGGUAUUCAUCUGGUUCUAAGUAUCAGAGUGCUGCACCCCAGGCACCUGGAAACACUAGUGAGUGGGGCCAGGCUCACUCUACAGGGACCAAUGGAACUGGAGCCAGCAUGGAGCCUUGUCCAUCCAAGCCCUCAUUCAAAAAGGGGCUCCCCCAGCGCAAACCCAGGACCUCUCAGCCUGAAGCUAUGAACUCUUGAGAGAAAUUCCAGUUGACCUUUCUUCUGUAUGCCACUUAAUUCAAUCUGAUAACUGGACUUUAGAAAACUUAUAGUUAGAUUUAAUAACAAAAAGAAGUUUAUGCAUAUCACUUUGUGCCAUUCUAAAUAUUUUUUUGUUUCUUCUCUCCUUAUUUCCUCUUUAUCAUUUUUGGAGGGGAAACUGUUUUUUCCUCUACCUUUCCCAGUGAUAUGGACUGAUUUUGAUUAGUCAUUUCCACCAGGAAUCAGGGGCAACUAUUUCCACGCUUCCCAAGGGUAAGCAACAUUCUUCCCACUACACCAAGUCUUCCAACUGCCUGAAGAGGCCUUGUUCAGCAAGUCCCCAUUGUUGAGGCUAUCUCAGGAGGAAGUGGGUCAGAGCUAGUCCUGUCACCAUUUCAGUCUAAGCAGAAGCCACAGGUGCCUGCCAAGUUCCCUCCAAAUAACAAUUUGACCAGAAGAGGCAAUUGAGGGGAUUGUAUACCACACUGGAUUAGCCAGAAAAGGGAAAUGUUAAUUGGUAAAAAGGAGAGAACACCAGGAAACAUUUGAGAAUCUGCCUCUAUCUCAGAAUGUGCCUGAGAUUUGACACUUGAAUUAGGGUUUCAGUCCCUUGCUUGGCACCGUAGCUUAACUGCAAUUUCUUCAAAAUGCCCAAAGCCUUGUUUCUUGUUACCUUAAGCUGUACCUUAGACUGCAAACCAGUCUAAGGAAGUCUGUGAAAGUAGCAUUUAAUUAAAGUCUUUUUUAAGUUUAAAAAAAAAAAUUGUUUCAAUGUUUGAGGAUUUUUUAAAUUGAUGUUCUCCCCCUUUGCUGAAUCCUGUUCUGAUCUUGAACCAAAUUUAUAGCAAUAUAAUUGGUAUUAAUCUAAGGUACCCAGAAAAAAAUUGCCACAGUAAAUCUUUAUAGAUAAAUAAAUAAAAAUAGCUGCAUAAAUGUUCCCACAUUUGUUUCAUAGCAGCAAGAGACUUCA